This is a messenger RNA of Cryptomeria japonica (Japanese cedar), 1774 nucleotides long. RefSeq names its product cell division cycle 20.2, cofactor of APC complex. The transcript is spliced from 4 exons. NCBI's taxonomy places the organism in Eukaryota, Viridiplantae, Streptophyta, Pinopsida, Cupressales, Cupressaceae. The record is from RefSeq and is a predicted model, not a curated record. The coding region runs from base 188 to 1564 and encodes 458 amino acids. Gene Ontology annotation, cellular component: anaphase-promoting complex. Gene Ontology annotation, molecular function: ubiquitin ligase activator activity; anaphase-promoting complex binding; protein binding. Gene Ontology annotation, biological process: anaphase-promoting complex-dependent catabolic process; positive regulation of ubiquitin protein ligase activity; positive regulation of anaphase-promoting complex-dependent catabolic process.
GAAUCAUUUAUUGUGAAAUUACUUACAAGUGCUGUUAAACAUCUUCUCUGGCAGAAUAUCGGCUUCUUUCAUCAUCUCUGGCAGAAUAUUGGCUUAUUUCUUAGUUGUAGAUCGUUCGUCUGUAUUUUUCUGUUUUUUUUUUCUUUUUUCGUUGUGGGUCUGUUUUGUUUUGCAGGAUAGGAGGGCUAUGAAAUCCCCAAAGAAGGCUUUUAGGAGGACUGAGGAAAGGCAGAGACAUCCCAUGCAAGAAAAUUCUAAUGUAGGAAGUCAUCUGAUCAGGCGCAAUAGUGAUAGAUUUAUUCCCGAUAGAGCUUCCAUGGAUUUGGAUGUGGCUCGGGUGUCCCUGAAUGAUGAGGAAAAAGAUUACAGUAGUUGCCCUGUUAGUCCUUGUGCCUCUAGAGAAGCUUACAGGAAACAUCUCUCUGCAACAAUGUUUCCCAAAUCGAGGAUUCUUGCUUUUCAAAACAAACCCCCUCCAGCACAAGAAGCCAUUAACAAUAGUACUCUUUACUCGUCUGCUCCUCCUCCUCCUUUUCAGCCCAAGUCCAGAACACAUCGAUACAUUCCGCAGUGCCCGGAGAAGACUCUGGAUGCUCCAGAGAUUGUGGAUGAUUACUACUUGAAUCUCAUGGACUGGGGUGAAAAAAACAUAUUAGCCAUAGCGCUUGGGGAUACCGUGUACCUGUGGGAUGCCUCCACGGGCCUUAUUUCAGAGCUGGUGAGCAUGACUGAGGAGGAGGGCCCUGUAACCAGCGUUAACUGGGCCUGUGAUGGGAGACACAUUGCAGUGGGUCUGAAUAACUGCAACGUGCAGAUAUGGGACACAGAGAGCAAUCGGCAGCUGAGGACAUUGAAAGGGCACGCUGGAAGAGUGGGAUCCCUGGCAUGGAACCAGGCCCAACAUUCAAUUCUCACAUCAGGCGGUCUAGACGCCAAGAUUUUGAACCACGAUGUUCGGAUCCGGGAGCACAUUGUGAAUGCAUAUAGAGGGCAUGAACAGGAGGUGUGUGGGUUGAAGUGGUCGGAGUCUGGGCAACAACUAGCCAGUGGAGGAAAUGACAAUCUGCUGCACAUUUGGGACCAGAGGAGGAGCAUGGCCACUCACCGUUUGGAUGCCCACCAAGCUGCAGUAAAGGCAUUGGCCUGGUGCCCAUUCCAGAGCAAUCUGUUGGCAUCUGGAGGAGGAACUGCAGAUAGGUGUAUUAAAAUGUGGAAUACUCACACAGGUUCCUGCCUUAAUUCUGUGGAUACUGGCUCUCAGGUGUGUGCCCUCUUGUGGAGUAAGCACCAGAGAGAAUUGCUCAGUUCUCAUGGCUAUAGCCAAAAUCAACUCACUUUGUGGAAGUAUCCUUCAAUGACCAAAAUGAUUGAUCUUACUGCCCACACUUCUAGAGUACUCUAUCUAGCACAGAGUCCAGAUGGGUACACAGUGGCUUCUGCAGCAGGAGAUGAAACCCUCAGAUUUUGGCAAGUAUUCGGAGCUCCAGACACCCCAAAGAGCACUAGAACCAGUACAGCUAUUGCCGGGGGGACUUUUAAAAAGUAUCUUACUCACAUUCGUUGAAGAAAAUAGGAGACUAACACAUCCUCAAGGGUCUCAGGUGCGCACCAAUUUGUAUAUUUUGUUAUUUUUUUGUCCAUAUUGUUUUCUCUUCUAACAAUCUUUAGUGUAGCUCCUCUUUUAAGGCAUUGACUGUCAAUAUCUAUUGAUGUCUGCCACAAUAUUACAUUUCCUGGCAUUUAUAAACGCCGCCAGUUUAGUGGCAAUUGGUUA